This is a messenger RNA of Anopheles nili, 345 nucleotides long. RefSeq names its product bursicon (gene Burs). The coding region runs from base 1 to 345 and encodes 114 amino acids. Gene Ontology annotation, molecular function: BMP binding; receptor ligand activity. Lineage: Eukaryota; Metazoa; Arthropoda; Insecta; Diptera; Culicidae. The record is from RefSeq and is a predicted model, not a curated record. The transcript is spliced from 4 exons. Gene Ontology annotation, biological process: animal organ morphogenesis.
AUGCUUACAGCGCACUUCUUAACCUUGGGCGAUGGAUUAUGGGCAAAAAAGGCAAAUAAGGAAGGCGGAUCCCACUACUCGCCAGAUGACUGCCAGGUGACGCCCGUGAUCCACGUGCUGCAGUACCCGGGCUGCGUACCGAAACCGAUCCCGUCCUUCGCCUGCAUCGGUCGCUGCGCCAGCUACAUCCAGGUGUCCGGCAGCAAGAUCUGGCAGAUGGAACGCUCCUGCAUGUGCUGCCAGGAGUCGGGCGAACGCGAAGCUUCCGUAUCGCUCUUCUGCCCGAAGGCGAAGAAUGGCGAGAAAAAGUUCCGCAAACUGGAGGAGUCGGAUCAAAUUAAGUAA